AAGCGCGAUGAACACAAGCGCAAGAGUCCCGACGUUCCCGUCAACUUCUCCGAGUUCUCCAAGAAGUGCUCCGAGCGAUGGAAGACCCUGAGCGCUUCAGACAAGACCAGGUUCGAAGACAUGGCCAAAGCGGAUAAAGUUCGCUACGACAGGGAGAUGAAGAAUUACGUGCCGCCCAAAGGCGUGGGCAAGACGGGCAGGAAGAAGAAGGAUCCCAACGCCCCGAAGCGCCCCCCAUCUGCGUUCUUCAUCUUUUGCUCGGAGUACCGGCCGACGGUGAAGAGCGAGAACCCGAGUCUGUCCAUCGGUGAGAUCGCCAAGAAGCUGGGCGAGAUGUGGUCGAAGCAGAGCACCAAAGACCGCGGGCCGUUCGAGCAGAAGGCCGUCAAACUGCGCGAGAAAUACGAGAAGGAGGUUGCGGCGUAUCGCGCAGGGGGCGUGGCCUCUAAGAGGGGGCCGGGCCGGCCGACGGGAUCGACUAAAAAGGCCCAGGCCGACGACGACGACGGUGAUGACGAUGAUGAAGACGACGAGGAUGAGGACGAUGAUGACGACGACGAUGAUGAUGAUGACGAGUAGAGAGUUGCAGCUUCACUGAUGAGACGGGCGAAGGGUUAACUUGGGCUUUUUCUUUGUGUACAUGUUUAACGAUUCCAGCAAUAACGCAACUGUUCGGUUUUGGGGUUUUUUGUUUGGGGUUUUGUUCUUUUAGAUUUCUUUUUAUUUUUGUACACGUGUAAGCUGUUGAUUCAAUAAAGUGUAGAGGUGCUUUUUUUUUUUUUUUAUAAUAAAUUUUAAAAAGUUGA
Molecule: messenger RNA, 806 nt
Organism: Puntigrus tetrazona (Sumatra barb)
Lineage: Eukaryota; Metazoa; Chordata; Actinopteri; Cypriniformes; Cyprinidae
Gene: hmgb2b
Product: high mobility group box 2b
Biological process (GO): regulation of transcription by RNA polymerase II
Molecular function (GO): DNA binding, bending
Source: RefSeq, a predicted model, not a curated record